Molecule: messenger RNA, 840 nt
Organism: Hibiscus syriacus
Lineage: Eukaryota; Viridiplantae; Streptophyta; Magnoliopsida; Malvales; Malvaceae
Exons: 1
Coding region: 1-840 (279 amino acids)
Molecular function (GO): RNA-DNA hybrid ribonuclease activity; nucleic acid binding
Source: RefSeq, a predicted model, not a curated record
AUGUUAAAUGAGCUAUGCCCUCUUUGUGUUAGUGAAGUGGAAACCGUAAACCACCUUUUGUUCUCUUGCAGAAAUUCAUGGGCAUUAUGGAUGAAGUUUGUAAGCUUCUGGAACCUCUCACUGGUGCUUCACGAUAACCCGACCGCCGUUAUCAUUGCAUGGCAUGAGGUUAGUUUUUCCUUUCCGGUAAACUCCAUUUGGCAUCUAAUCCCUGCUGCUAUAUUGUGGUCCAUUUGGUUGUACAGAAAUGAAUUGGUGUUUCAAAACAAAAGAAUGGAUUUGCCGCAAUUAUUCUUUGUUGCUAGAUUUCACCUUGCUUCUUGGUUCAAAGCGAAAAACCAAGAGAUUGCCAUAUCUUUGGAGGAUAUAGUGUUGUCUCCACCUGUGGUUGAUAAAUAUUCGAAUAAUAAACUAAGGUCUCCACUAGUGGUCUGGAAAGCCCCUCCUGUGGGGUAUAUAAAGAUUAACGUGGAUGGUGCCAUGCCAGUUUCGGGGCUGAGAGGUGGAAUAGGAGGGUUACGCAGGAAUGACAGAGGAGUAUGUUUGGGGACGUUCUCAAAAAGUAUUGGAUUCGGGACUCCCGUCCUCGCGGAGCUGCUUGCGAUAAAGGUUGGGUUAGAAGCCUUCCUUCAAGCGGGAAACAACUCCCCGUUGCGAGUCAUAAUGGAAAGCGACUGUAAGGUGGCCGUGGAGUGGGUUCUUAAUCAAGGGAGCUGCCCUGCUUGCUUCUCCGAGCUAGUUAAAAGUAUUGAUACGGUUUUGUCUUGUUUUUGUGUUACUAUUCGCCACAUCCCUCGAGAGUGUAACAGGGAGGCUGAUGCCUUGGAAAAAAAGGGAUAG